Molecule: messenger RNA, 1276 nt
Organism: Passer domesticus (house sparrow)
Lineage: Eukaryota; Metazoa; Chordata; Aves; Passeriformes; Passeridae
Product: serine/threonine-protein kinase PAK 3-like
Exons: 9
Coding region: 52-1158 (368 amino acids)
Biological process (GO): intracellular signal transduction; regulation of MAPK cascade; protein phosphorylation
Cellular component (GO): cytoplasm
Molecular function (GO): ATP binding; protein serine/threonine kinase activity
Source: RefSeq, a predicted model, not a curated record
GCCCUGGGUGUGGCCAGCAGCAUCUUCCUAGGGGCUUGCAUUUGAAAUAAGAUGGGAGGGGCAUCUCUGCCAGGCACAUUUGUAACCCAAAUUCAUUUCUUGUCCCAGAGCUCCAUCUCCUCUGUCCUGGCACCUGCACGAGCUGCAGCUGAAGGCUCGGGAGAAGGCUCCAGUGCCCAGGCUGGAAGCUCAAGCACGAGCAGCUCGUGCACCUGGAGCACGACCAGCUCGUCUGGCAGCAGAGAGCAGCAGCGAGAGAGGACAGAGGACAAGUGUCUGGCCAUGCUGAAGAUGCUGGUGAGCGAGGGAGAUCCUGAGGCUAAAUACACAGAACUGGAGACUAUUGGCAAAGGGGGUUUCGGCACUGUGUGCAUGGCAGUGGAGACUGCCACAGGAGAAGAGGUGGCCAUCAAGAAAAUUAGUCUCCUGCAAGAGAGCAGCAGCGAGCUGUGCCUGAAUGAAAUCCAGGUCAUGCGUGGCAGUAAGAAUGCCAACCUUGUGAACUAUGUAGACAGCUACCUGGUGGAUGAGGAACUCUGGCUGGUGAUGGAAUACAUGGACGGAGGUUCUUUACACGAUGUCAUCAGGGAGACUCGCAUGGCAGAAGAAGAGAUAGCAGCUGUCUCUCGGGAGUGCCUGCAAGGCCUGGAUUUCCUUCACUCCAAGCAAGUGAUCCACCGAGAUAUCAAAAGCCACAACAUUCUCCUGGGCUUGGAUGGAUCAGUCAAGUUGGCUGAUUUUGGCCUUGCUGCUCAGCUUACUGCUGAGCAGAACAAACGGAGAUCAGCUGUUGGGACUACUUACUGGAUGGCGCCAGAAAUUUUCACCAGGAAGCCCUACGGCCCCAAAGUGGACAUCUGGUCCUUUGGCAUCGUGGGGAUCGAGAUGGUGGAAGGAGCGCCUCCGUACCUGAUGAAAACCUCCCGCACGGUUCAACAGCUGAUAAGCACCAGGGCCCCCCCGAAGCUACAGAAGCCCAGGCAACAGUCGGCGUGGCUGCGAGACUUUCUGCACUGCUGCCUGGAGAGGGACGAGGACAGGCGCUGGUCUGCCCAGGAACUUCUGCAGCAUCCGUUUGUAACAUCAGCCAAGCCAGUCUCCACCCUGACGCCUCUGAUCAUGGCCACGCAGCAGUUCAUGGCUGACAGGAGAUUCUAGCCCUGGAGGAGGCCUUUGUUGUUGUUUGUAGUUUGUAGUUUGUAGUUUAUAGCUUGUAGUUUGUAGUUUGUUAUGAGUGAUAGUCAGAAUAAAUACUAUAAUAAAUAAAUAAACCCUU